UAUUGUAUUAAGAAUGCAAAUAACUUUGUGCGCAUUGUUUUUAAUACAUUCUCUGGGAAUGGUGCUACUUGUAGUUGCGGAAGAUGAUUUUCCCAGAAUAUCGUUGGAUAUGAUUCCGAAAGUUCGGUAUCCCGCUCUAAAAUUGCCACAGCCAAAACGGGUAAAGCCUUUUUUAAGGUACAGAAACGACAGCAAAGUUAUGCCCCUCUCCAAGCAUUUGUCACAGAGAGAGCGCUUGACAAUAUUUGAAGACUGCCAGUCAAUAGGUGGAUUGUGCAAAGUGCCCGAGGAAUGUUGUACUCUUAAGUGCUUAAAGCUAUCCAAAUUAUGCGUUAUUUAAAAUCGGAUUUGGUCUAUCGAAAUAAGGUCAAUCACGAGAUAACUGCUUUAAUUAUGUAUAUAUUGUAUAUCCUAUUUAUAAUAUUAACAUUGAAGUUUAAGGUUUAAAUAUUACUAAUAAACAGAGAAUUUGACAGAA
This is a messenger RNA of Drosophila virilis, 478 nucleotides long. Lineage: Eukaryota; Metazoa; Arthropoda; Insecta; Diptera; Drosophilidae. The record is from RefSeq and is a predicted model, not a curated record.